AUGCCUUCUCGCCAUGGAAAAUCGCAGAAGCCGCAUGCUGAUUAUAUUUCCAUGUCAACUGUUGAAGACUUGUCCUAUACUCCGUCUGUACAGGAGAGGACACGGGAUGCUGCUCAAAUCAUGGCUACAGGACGUCGAAGUUGGAAAACUUUGAAGGGUAGAGGCGAAGCGGUUUGGCCACCUCACUUAGAAGCGGCUUUGAUAGAAGCGUUGGAAAAAUAUAAGCCCGAUGACCCCCGGUCAAGCAAGAGUUCGGGUAGAUUCAGCAUGAGAAAUCGCUUUAUUUCGGACUACAUAUUUGAAAGUACCGGGAAGCAAAGGACUCCAAAACAGCUAAGAGACAGACGUCAUUCAGUCUUGCAGCUAAUAUCUCGUCGCAACAUUGAGGAUGACCCAGACUCUGGGGAGCACAUCUUCGCUCAAAGCCAACCCGCUUCGCCUUCACCGGAAAAUAAUCUGAUUCAAAGUCAGAGCCCCUCACGUUCAUCCAAGACCGUUUGGGUUAGCGUUGUCUUGGAGCGACUUUCAUGGUCUUCUCCAUCCCCAAUUAUCGAUCUUGUAAACAAUGAAAAAGUUAUACCUCAAGUGAUCCAUCUUACUCCUAAAAUCAGCAUGAACGCUUCAUCUUCGAGCUAUGGCUCUAUGGGCAUGGGAUUGUUAUCGCAUCUAGAGCCAUUAGUCACCCUUGCUUCACCUUACAAGCUGGAGCGCCAAUGCUCUUUCUCCCUAUUUUUGGACGGUUCUGGACUUCCAAUGCACAAGCACUCACACACCCAAAGCUCGGGAAUAAUGUAUAGUGGAAGGCUGAUUCCCGGAUUUUGGAGGUCACUCUGCGAAAGUACAGCACCCACUCGCUUCACCAUUGUACAGAAUUUAUGCCUUAUCCCGAAGUCGCCGAUUGAUCUCACAAAUGUGUCGAUCAUCUAUAACUUCACGCAUCCAGUAAAUACUGAAUUUUCACUUCCUGCGAUGUCGGCAUAUGACAAUGCCUUGGAUUUCUCCCUCCCCAUCUUGAAGCUUUGA
Lentinula edodes (shiitake mushroom) is the source of this 1023-nucleotide messenger RNA. RefSeq lists its product as uncharacterized. Gene Ontology annotation, biological process: regulation of DNA-templated transcription. The coding region runs from base 1 to 1023 and encodes 340 amino acids. NCBI's taxonomy places the organism in Eukaryota, Fungi, Basidiomycota, Agaricomycetes, Agaricales, Omphalotaceae. The transcript has 7 exons. Gene Ontology annotation, molecular function: DNA-binding transcription factor activity. The record is from RefSeq and is a predicted model, not a curated record.